AAGUGAGUAGGGCGGCGGAGAAGAGGGCUCCAAUGGCGACCAGAAACGGCGGGGCGUUCGUGCUCGUUGCGCUGUGCGUGUCCGGGCUCGCGCUGCGAGUCGCAGGCGCCGGGGAGCCGCUCAUGCCGGCCAUGUACGUGCUCGGGGACUCCACGGUGGACGUCGGCAAUAACAACCUCCUGCCGGGCUGCUCGCCCGACUGCAGGGCUAACUACCAGCGCUACGGCGUCGACUUCCCCACCCACAAGCCCACCGGCCGUUUCAGCAACGGCUACAACCUUGCUGACCAGAUAGGUACGUGA
Lolium perenne is the source of this 302-nucleotide messenger RNA. RefSeq names its product GDSL esterase/lipase At5g55050-like. The record is from RefSeq and is a predicted model, not a curated record. Lineage: Eukaryota; Viridiplantae; Streptophyta; Magnoliopsida; Poales; Poaceae.